AUGUCUAGAAGGGUGGUAGUUACGGGGCUUGGUUGCGUGACACCGCUGGGGAAGAGCGUGAAGGAAUCAUGGCAUAGGCUGUUGCAACGGGACAGCAAUGGUCUGGUAAAGUUGGAUCAAUUGACCAAAGGUGAUUUCGCCAAGUGGCGUGGUAUAUUCCCGCCAGAGCUGCGAGUUGGUGCUGUUUCACCAAUUGAAUCAUUUGAAGUAAACUCGCAGCUGUUCACUUCGCAGGACGACAGAAGGAUGUCCCGGUUCAUCAAGCUGGCUACAAUUGCUAGUUAUGAGGCCCUAGUGAGUAGUGGACUAGUGAAUAAGGAAACAAAGAUGUCGGAGGAUGGUAGGAUACCAAUCGACCAGCAUAAUCAAGGGAUCGACCCCGAUAAAGUAGGAUGUCUCAUCGGAUCAGGGAUUGGAUCAAUCGAGGACAUAUAUGAGACAUCGGUAACCUUUGACUCAAACACGAAGAAGAACAGAAUAAAUCCAUACUUUGUGCCGAGGAUCCUGACCAACAUGGCUGCAGGUAACAUUGCGAUAAAGUUUAACCUGAGAGGUCCGACGCAUAGUGUAUCCACCGCAUGUGCUACUGGAAACAACGCCAUAGGUGAUGGCUAUAACAUGAUCAAGUUGGGGAUGCAAGAUAUCUGCCUCGCUGGUGCGUCAGAGGCAAGUGUUCACCCGUUAAGUCUGGCUGGUUUCCUGAGGGCUAAGAGUCUAUCACCAGAUGGUAUAUCCAGACCUUUCGAUGAAGAGAGAAACGGUUUUGUCCUGGGUGAAGGUGCCGGUAUUGUGGUGUUGGAAUCACUCGAGAGUGCUGAGCGUAGAGGAGCGCCAAUUCUUGCAGAGAUAGUCGGUUAUGGGCUAAGUUGUGACGCACACCACAUAACGUCACCACCGAAUGACGGAGAAGGUGCAAGCCGUGCAAUCAAGAUGGCACUAGAUUUAUCACAUGGGAAUGUGAAUGCCAGGGAUAUUGAAUACGUUAACGCUCAUGCAACAUCUACAAAGUUGGGCGAUAAUACCGAAUGCUGUGCCAUACAGAACACUCUAAUUGAUAAUGUGAAUAGACAGAAGCCCCUAUACAUAUCGAGUAAUAAGGGCUCUAUUGGGCACUUGCUUGGUGCAGCUGGUGCAGCUGAGAGUAUUUUUACGAUAUUGUCACUGUAUAACAGGACUAUUCCGCACACUUACAAUCUGAAGAAUGUUUUGGGAAAUUUUGAAAGCUCGUCAAUGCGUUUUGUCAAGAGCCAGCCACACAAAGUAGCAGAUUUGGAAUAUGCUUUAUGUAAUAGUUUCGGAUUUGGGGGUGUUAAUACAUCUCUACUCUUCAGGAGAUGGCAUGAAUAA
Molecule: messenger RNA, 1347 nt
Organism: Nakaseomyces glabratus
Lineage: Eukaryota; Fungi; Ascomycota; Saccharomycetes; Saccharomycetales; Saccharomycetaceae
Gene: CEM1
Product: fatty acid synthase CEM1
Biological process (GO): fatty acid biosynthetic process
Cellular component (GO): mitochondrion
Molecular function (GO): 3-oxoacyl-[acyl-carrier-protein] synthase activity
Source: RefSeq, a predicted model, not a curated record